GGCUCGCAGAUUGAACGAUGCACUCGCUCGCGCGGACUGUUAUCAGCGCCGCCCUAUAGAGACCCCCACCUCCGAGGCUCGAGCACAACGACCCCACCUCCGAGGCUCGAGCAGAAAGACCCCACCUCCAAGGCUCGAGAAGAACGACCCCACCUCAGAGGCUCGAGCACAACGACCCCACCUCCACCUCCGAGGCUCGAGAAGAAGGACCCCACCUCCGAGGCGCGAGCACCACUACCCCACCUCCACCUCCGAGGCACGAGCAGAACCCCACCCCCUCUCCGAGAGGGACGGCGAGAGACACCGAGCUGUAACGGACUAAAUACCUUUCGGAUCCCCCGGCUCCAUUCGCCCCGACCGGGCCUAAUGCUUUAGCGCGAGCGCAAACGAGAGAGAGAGAGAGAGAGAGAGAGAGAGAGAGAGAGAGAGAGAGAGAGAGAGAGAGAGAGAGAGAGAGAGAGAGAGAGAGAGAGAGAGAGAGAGAGAGAGAGAGAGAGAGAGAGAGAGAGAGAGAGAGAGAGAGAGAGAGAGAGAGAGAGAGAGAGAGAGAGAGAGAGAGAGAGAGAGAUCCGCACUGAUUGAGUCGGCAGGGACAGGGCGGAACAGAGGAUCCUUCAUUCGCUCUGAACCAUGGGCUGUACUCUGAGCGCCGAGGAGCGCGCCGCUCUGGACCGGAGCAAGGCCAUCGAGAAGAACCUGAAGGAGGAUGGCGUCACGGCGGCCAAGGACGUCAAGCUGCUGCUGCUCGGCGGCGGGGAGUCGGGCAAGAGCACCAUCGUGAAGCAGAUGAAGAUCAUCCACGAGGACGGGUUCUCAGGGGACGACGUGAAGCAGUACAAGCCCGUGGUCUACAGCAACACCAUCCAGAGCCUCGCCGCCAUCCUCAGGGCCAUGGACUCCCUGGCCAUCGAGUUUGCGGACAAGGAUAGAAAAGCGGAUGCUAAGCUAGUGUGUGACGUGGUGACCCGUAUGGAGGACACAGAGCCGUACUCGGCAGAGCUCCUCACGGCCAUGCAGAAGGUCUGGGCCGACGCAGGCACCGCCGAGUGCUUCAACCGCGCCCGGGAAUACCAGCUCAACGACUCCGCCCAGUACUACCUGGACAGUUUAGACCGCAUCGGAGCCGCCGACUACCAGCCCACAGAGCAGGACAUCCUCAGGACCAGGGUGAAGACCACCGGGAUCGUCGAGACCCACUUCACCUUCAAGAACCUUCACUUCAGGCUGUUUGACGUCGGAGGUCAGCGGUCCGAGAGGAAGAAGUGGAUCCACUGCUUUGAGGACGUCACCGCCAUCAUCUUCUGUGUGGCCCUGAGUGGCUACGACCAGGUGCUCCACGAAGACGAGACAACGAACCGCAUGCACGAGUCCCUCAUGCUGUUCGACUCCAUCUGCAACAACAAGUUCUUCAUCGACACCUCCAUCAUCCUCUUCCUCAACAAGAAGGAUCUGUUCGCUGAGAAGAUCAAGAAGUCCCCUUUGAGUAUCUGCUUCCCUGAAUACAUAGGUGCUAACACCUACGACGACGCCACAGCCUACAUCCAGGUUCAGUUUGAGAGUAAGAACCGCUCCCCCAACAAGGAGAUCUACUGCCACCUGACCUGUGCCACCGACACUGGGAACAUCCAGGUAGUGUUCGACGCGGUCACCGACAUCAUUAUCGCAAACAACCUGAGGGGGUGUGGCUUAUACUGAGGCCGGGCCGCCGGCUGCCAUGGGGAGUAUGAGGUGUUAAUAAUGAUAAUUUUGAUGAUACUAAAACACAUAAAUACUGUAUGUAAAUCGACACGUCCACACGGACCCAAAGAGCUGCCGUCAGACACCACACUGAAUUAUUGCCAUGUUUGGUUCCUCUCCCAUCUUCUCUGUUUUGAGUUCACUAUACAAACCCUGGGUGUGUUUUAAAAAAAAAUGUGUUUUCACAAAAUAAAUGUUUAAUUGUUUUUUCUUGAUUGUACCAGCAAUUAUGAAGAUGAGAACCGCGGCACUAGGGGCUAUGAGCAGCCUUGCCUUGUUUUUUGCAAAACCUAGAAAUCCGAUGCACGGAAUGCACAAUGUACUCUUUUAACAUUUCCUUAAAAAAACACCAAAAAAAAAGAUAGUGGUCGUCCUUUACAUUUGAUCAGCGAGGCCGAGAGAGCCGCUGUCCUGCUGAAUAACCCCUGGUGCCGCC
Gadus macrocephalus (Pacific cod) is the source of this 2173-nucleotide messenger RNA. RefSeq names its product guanine nucleotide binding protein (G protein), alpha activating activity polypeptide O, b (gene gnao1b). The transcript has 8 exons. Bases 631 to 1695 code for a protein of 354 amino acids. Gene Ontology annotation, cellular component: heterotrimeric G-protein complex. The record is from RefSeq and is a predicted model, not a curated record. Gene Ontology annotation, biological process: adenylate cyclase-modulating G protein-coupled receptor signaling pathway; G protein-coupled dopamine receptor signaling pathway. Gene Ontology annotation, molecular function: mu-type opioid receptor binding; GTPase activity; G protein-coupled serotonin receptor binding. Lineage: Eukaryota; Metazoa; Chordata; Actinopteri; Gadiformes; Gadidae.